CUCUCCAAGGUCCUCGGAGAGUAGUGACCACGUUCAACAGGAAACCUUGUCUUGGUAUUAACGCCGGUACCAAUAGUCACCUCUGGACUGCCUGUGGAGAUAAUUUUGAAGUUUUUGAGUUUCCUGCUAUGAAGUCCGUGCGUCGUAAUGUUUGUUCUUAUAGUAAUGGAGGGGGAGGGGCCUCAGCCUCAUCUGUAAAGGGUGAGGUUAUUAUAUACUCUGGUUUGAACAGGCAGGGGGUGUGGUCUGUUGCUAGGAGGAGCGCAGUGCUACGUCUAUGGGAUAUUAAAACUGGGGAAUUGAAAGCCUCGUUUAAUGUCCGGAAUAUCCUGAAAGGCGAGUUUAAUGAGAUUACUGCUCUAGUAGUGAGAGGUCAUGCAGUGUGGCUGGGUACCAGGAGUGGGUACUUGUUCCUUCUUGAUGCGUCUGCUAUUGAGAACCAGGAGCAAGAGACGGCCAUUAAAGGUUUCCAGUAUUGCGGGGACGGACGUGUGAAGGGGAUCACACCUUUUCCCUCGUCUUUAAAGGUUCUAUGUAGUAUAGAGUAUUCCGAUGAGGUUUCUGGCUGCAUUAUGGUGUGGGAGUAUCAGUCAACGUCUUCUAAAACUCAGGCCCUCAUAUCACCCACCCAGUCCUUACAGCCUGUGAACAAGUACAGGAUUGAGUCAGAGUUUCUGUGUGACUCUUAAAAUUAACCGGAGGACUUUUUUGUCAUUUUGUGUGAAUGUGAAAUUUUAAUAAAUCAAUAAAUUUAAUCAAUUAUUAUUAUUAUUAUUAUUAUUAUUAUUAUUUUGAUGCUCAAAGUGAUUUUGAAUAAUUUUAUUAUUGACACAUAAUUAUUGUUAUUAUAAUAAUUAUUUUAAUCAUGC
Messenger RNA from Amphimedon queenslandica, 869 nucleotides. RefSeq lists its product as uncharacterized. Lineage: Eukaryota; Metazoa; Porifera; Demospongiae; Haplosclerida; Niphatidae. The transcript has 3 exons. The record is from RefSeq and is a predicted model, not a curated record. The coding region runs from base 129 to 689 and encodes 186 amino acids.